AUGCGGUUUUCAGGAAGAUGGCGAUGGCGUCGGUUGCAUGUAGCCUCUCACGGCGUUUUGUGUUGAAAAACACAGGGGUUUUCACCCGUUACACUGGCGUAAAAUGCACCGGCACAAAGGGUUUGAUUCUGUUUCGAAAUGAAGUUACAACGACUUCGGGCGCCAUUCUCCCUAAGCCUGUUAAAACCUCCUUUGGCCUUACCCGUAUGACAAUUGUCGUCAUCCCCUUCCUGUAUGUGGGCACACUGAUCAGCAAGAACUUUGCCGCCCUGCUGGAAGAGCAUGAUAUCUUUGUCCCUGAGGACGAUGAUGACGACGACUGAACGUAAAUACUGUUCCCUACAGUAUAUGUGGAAGUAAUGACGGCAAGCAUAGCAAAGAAUGGAGAAAAAAGAAAAAGGGCAGAAAACCCAGUGAUCCACGACAGUUCUGACUUUCCAAAAUUUCUCUCCACUCUUCCAUACCUUUGGUCCUCUCCUAUUUUUUUAAAGACUUGGGAAUUGGAUUUUUGUCUGAUACCACUUAGGCCUCCUUCUAUGGCAUGUACAGAGCUUUACUGAAUAAAAUUAAACAGUGGGUCUGUC
Conger conger (European conger) is the source of this 584-nucleotide messenger RNA. It is a transcript of the gene smdt1b, whose product is annotated as single-pass membrane protein with aspartate-rich tail 1b. The transcript has 3 exons. The record is from RefSeq and is a predicted model, not a curated record. NCBI's taxonomy places the organism in Eukaryota, Metazoa, Chordata, Actinopteri, Anguilliformes, Congridae. The coding region runs from base 18 to 323 and encodes 101 amino acids. Gene Ontology annotation, cellular component: mitochondrial inner membrane; uniplex complex. Gene Ontology annotation, biological process: mitochondrial calcium ion homeostasis; calcium import into the mitochondrion.